Molecule: messenger RNA, 846 nt
Organism: Bipolaris maydis ATCC 48331
Lineage: Eukaryota; Fungi; Ascomycota; Dothideomycetes; Pleosporales; Pleosporaceae
Source: RefSeq, a predicted model, not a curated record
AUGCGUAGUUGGCGUGGAAUCUACAGGACAUUGAAACGGACUAUGGAAAAUGCAAUGAUAUAUGUCCGGUCUCAACUGUCUUCCACAGAGGAGCUCGUAUUCAGUGAUGUUUUGGCACUAUAUGCAGUGAGCGAGACUUAUCUCUACGAGGCUCUCAUACGAAUCGUUGGAGCUUCGCUCCGAAAGACCGUCUAUGUCAAUCCUACCAACGGAGUCGAAUACCACGGCUGGGAUAUACCAGGUCCAGAUCAGACGGCCUAUAGCUUGCUUGCUGUUCAGGACUCGAACCACGAGGCUUCUUUGGAUAUCAUAGAGCGUUUACGAGCAUUUAUCAAGGGCAUACCUGGUAUGCGUCUGGAAUUCAACCCACUUGCCCCACUAGUAUGCGACAUGCUCCUCUACGACGAGGAAGAAGACCAAUCGUACCAUAUCGAGCACAAAUUCAUGUCCAUAGACCGAGCUGAAAGACUGCUCUGGUUACCCGAUGAGUAUCGUGAUCACAAGCUCAACGGGCAUUUCCUCUUGAAGCAAGUAGAGGAAGAUUUGGUUAUUUAUACCCGCUCUGGAAGAGACAACACUAGCGCUGCUGGAACGGAACCUCACGAGAUCAAACUGUCGGAAAUGGGGAGCGAAAGCAUCUUCGCCAAAAUAAUUAGGGCUAAUGGGCCCAUCGCCAAGGCGAGACUUGACCAGAAGUGGAGUGAUGUUGGGCUUUACGAUGACACAUUCGAAUUCCAUUCUCAGAACAAGGCCAGAGCAUCCUGUGGAGACAACGUUAGCAAACACCACGCCACUGUCGAUGCAGCUCAAAUGGGCCUAGAUUUUGGAGUUAAAAUCAAUCAAUAG